AUGGUUUUCAGCGUUACAAAAAUUAACUUUAGAAUUCAAGCUUAUCUCUCAACUAUUUUAACUAUUUUCAACUUUUUCUAUUUACAGAAAUACUAUCGUCUUUCACAUAACCACUCAAGCUCCGAAAUCAAGCAGAGGCUAAAUGCGUAUUUAAUCGUUUUAGCCGUUUCCGAUAUUGUAUAUAUGGUCUCGUUUUACUUCAUGUGCUUCAUCGACAUUAAGCAGCAUCCAAUCUACCAAGGCGUUUUUUCAAUACUAUUCUUCUUAACUCACCCAUUUAUCCAUUUAAUUCCAAAAGGAAUCGUCAGAUUAAGACAUGUUAAUCGAUCUUUGUACGGGUAUUCUCUCAUUAAUACUGCAAUCCUAUUAACAAUUAUUGGCUCUCCAAUUUUAAUUUACGCAAGAUUUUUCAACAAAAAAGACUCAAUCUCAUGGGUAGUAUCCGGCGCUUUAUUUACUUUUGCUUAUUUACUUAAUGGCUUAAGUUUCAUAUUUGACGCCAUAACUGUCCUUGGACACAGAUUUAUCCGCUUUUACUUGUACUUCCCUCAAGAAAAGGCAAAACAUACUCGUCGUGUUGUUGUUGUUUAG
This is a messenger RNA of Trichomonas vaginalis G3, 591 nucleotides long. RefSeq lists its product as uncharacterized. The record is from RefSeq and is a predicted model, not a curated record. Bases 1 to 591 code for a protein of 196 amino acids. Lineage: Eukaryota; Parabasalia; Trichomonadida; Trichomonadidae. The transcript has a single exon.